Molecule: messenger RNA, 1446 nt
Organism: Cyphellophora attinorum
Lineage: Eukaryota; Fungi; Ascomycota; Eurotiomycetes; Chaetothyriales; Cyphellophoraceae
Product: putative aldehyde dehydrogenase
Exons: 3
Coding region: 1-1446 (481 amino acids)
Molecular function (GO): aldehyde dehydrogenase (NAD+) activity
Source: RefSeq, a predicted model, not a curated record
AUGGGUUCCGCAGGACCUCAGUUCGACAUCUUCUCGGACUACCAGAACACUAUUGACGGCAGAUUGUCGAGCACCAAGAGUACACGCCAUGGUGUCAACCCUGCAACCGGAAAGCCCAACCCUGAGGUGCCAGUUUCGACCCAGGAAGACGUUGACAAUGCUGUCGCUGCUGGUCUGAAAGCCUUCGAGAGCUGGAAGAAGACCACAUGGGCGGAACGUGCGAAGGCUGUGUCUGCAUUCGCAGAUGCUCUCGAGAAGCACAAGGACGACUUUGCCAAACUAUUGACACAGGAACAGGGCAAGCCGAUACAAUUUGCCCAAGGCGAAAUCGCUGCCGGCUUCACAUGGUUGCGCGCAUUCCUUGAUCUGGAGCUCAAGGAGGAGGUCAUCAAAGAGGACGACGAGAAGAAGACCAUUCAGCGCUACACACCGCUCGGUCUUGUCGUUGGCAUCGUUCCCUGGAACUUCCCAGUUCACCUGGCUUGUGGCAAGAUCGGUCCUUCGGUCCUCACGGGCAAUCCCAUCAUCAUCAAGCCUAGCCCUUUCACACCUUACUGCGACCUCAAACUAGGUGAAUUGGCUCAACAGUUCUUCCCACCAGGUGUGGUUCAAGUACUUUCUGGUGGUGACGACCUUGGUCCCAUGCUGACCGCCCAUCCCGGCCCGGCAAAGAUUUCCUUUACCGGCUCUUCAGCUACCGGCAAGAAAGUUAUGGAAUCUGCCUCCAAGACCCUCAAGCGCAUUACCCUUGAGCUCGGUGGCAACGAUCCUGCCAUCGUCUGCAAGGACAUCGACGUCGAGGCCACCGCCCAGAAGGUCACAUCGCUGGCUUUCCUCAACUCGGGCCAGAUCUGUCUCGCAAUCAAGCGCAUCUACGUCCACGAAGACGUCUAUGAGCAAUUCCGCGAUGCUGCUGUCAAGUUCGCUCAGACAAUCAAGUCCGGCGAGGGCAACGAGGAAGGCGUCUUCCUGGGACCUGUGCAGAACAGCAUGCAGUUCGAGAAGGUCAAGACUUUCUUCAGUGAUAUUGAGAAGGAGAAGUGGAACGUCGCUGUGGGCGGGAAGAAUGACGACUCCAAGCCUGGCUACUUCAUUGCCCCCACCAUCAUCGAUCGCCCAGCUGAGGACUCGCGUAUCGUUACGGAAGAGCCAUUUGGCCCCAUCGUGCCAUUGCUCACCUGGAAGGAUGAGGAUGAUGUUGUGAAGCGCGCCAACAACACCAAGAUGGGUCUUGGCGCUUCCGUCUGGUCGAAAGAUCUGGAUGAGGCAGCGAGAAUCGCGAAGCAGUUGGAUGCUGGCUCUGUUUGGGUGAACACCCAUCUCGAAGUCGACCCUCACGCGCCUUUCGGUGGCCACAAGGAGUCCGGCAUUGGCUACGAAUGGUCCAAGGGCGGCUUGACGGCAUUCUGCAACGUGCAGAGUCUGUUCUUGAAGAAGAAGGUGUAA